Messenger RNA from Ostrea edulis (European flat oyster), 1200 nucleotides. RefSeq lists its product as uncharacterized. The coding region runs from base 1 to 1200 and encodes 399 amino acids. The record is from RefSeq and is a predicted model, not a curated record. Lineage: Eukaryota; Metazoa; Mollusca; Bivalvia; Ostreida; Ostreidae. The transcript has a single exon.
AUGGCAGAUAUCAACCAAGUCUCCGCUAAAGAGAUAUGCACAACAUGCGCCAUAUCCGAUGAGCUGGCAGAGGAAAUUGUUAGGACACGACGCGAAUAUGGUCCGUUCCGUUAUUUACGGGACCUGUGGAGGGUUGAGGGCAUGUCUAACACUGCAGCGGGAGUCCUGUCUUCAAUGUAUCACAUCAACAUUGACACCAGCACGCAGCAUUCCCCAACAAAGAACAUUUAUCCCAGGGUUUCCGGGACAGUGUCACCAAGAACUAGGAGAAAGAUUUCACAAUCUAGAGACGAAAGACUUCAAUCGCGCUCAACAAGUCACAAGGGUAGCGAUGUGGAGAGGGUCGAGUCAGACGAGGAAAAAGAAAUGGCAUAUAUUGUCGUCAAAAACGUUAACGGCCAAGAGCACAACACUCUAGCAAAGACGGCUCACGUACAGAAAUCUCCAUCUGGUAACAAAUUAUAUAUCAAAUGUGAGGGUAUUAGGGGAUAUCGUAUCAAUGGCGCCAGCAGAACAUCAUCAGAGACAAGAGCAGAAAGCAAUGCUUGCACGGAACAGAGUAAUCAUCUCGGAAAUUCCAAACUUUAUAAGACAUUCUAUUCCCCGAUCAACUCCAGAAGAAACCGUCUUAGAGGCGAAUUCUCGAAAACAAAAUUCGAAUUUUGGAAUCGCAUAGAGGAAGGCUGGAAGGAUCUGGAAUUGUGUGAGAAACGUGUGCCUUCAGCAAGAGAAAAGCGAACCGCAAAAUGGAUUCGUUCAUUACCAAACAAGGUGGAAAUAGAUAUACAAAACUCUGAACCACAAGCUGUCCAAAAAGUCUUUGUGACGAGCAAACAAAAUUUUUCGCAAGAAAGACUCAACAUCGGUCAUUCUCGUGGUCAAAAAUACGAAAAAGGUAAAAGACCUAAAGGCAGAAAAACGGCAGAUCCAGGGGAGGUAAAUGCGCAAAACUCUUUCGAUUCACUCGAAACUGUUGCUGGGACAAGCGAACAGACGCCUUCAAAAAGACGUAAAACGCGUCCUUCUCGUGAUAGGAAUAAGAAGACUGGUAAAAUAAUCGACAAAAAGAAAACGCGUCGUGACCAUAAAAAACCUUCUCGUGAUCGUCGAAAGAAGAGCGAUCGAAAAGACGAGAAAAAGAAAAAGUCUCGUGGUCACAAAACAAAGACGCCUGAUGAGAGUUUUUGUAUUAUAUUGUAA